Messenger RNA from Notolabrus celidotus (New Zealand spotty), 1863 nucleotides. It is a transcript of the gene aldh6a1, whose product is annotated as aldehyde dehydrogenase 6 family, member A1. Gene Ontology annotation, molecular function: methylmalonate-semialdehyde dehydrogenase (acylating, NAD+) activity; malonate-semialdehyde dehydrogenase (acetylating, [NAD(P)+]) activity. NCBI's taxonomy places the organism in Eukaryota, Metazoa, Chordata, Actinopteri, Labriformes, Labridae. The record is from RefSeq and is a predicted model, not a curated record. Gene Ontology annotation, biological process: thymine catabolic process; L-valine catabolic process. Bases 105 to 1682 code for a protein of 525 amino acids. Gene Ontology annotation, cellular component: mitochondrion. The transcript has 12 exons.
CAACUUUGUUUGGAGGAAGGCUGAAUGCUGUCUUCUCCUGGCCACCGUCCUACCUGCAGAGUUGGGUCAAGUCAAGUGGACCUGUGCUUAAUAACAUUUUCAACAUGGCAACCACAGCAUUAAGAUCCGUGCUGAAGGCAAAGGUUCCGCUUAGAGUUGGCCGCAUGUGCUACUCUUCCUCAGUGCCCACAACCAAGCUUUUUAUUGAUGGGAAGUUUGUUGAAUCCAAGACUACAGAAUGGCUGGAUGUUCACAAUCCUGCAACCAACGAGGUAGUCUACCGUGUACCCAAAGCCACCCAGGAGGAGAUGCUGGCUGCUGUGGACUCCUGCUCCAGAGCCUUUCCCUCUUGGUCCGAGACCUCCAUCUUGGCUCGGCAACAGGUCUUCCUGCGCUAUCAGCAACUUAUCAAGGACAACAUUAAAGAACUUGCAAAGUCAAUCACAGUGGAGCAGGGCAAGACCCUUGCAGACGCAGAGGGGGAUGUGUUCAGAGGAUUGCAGGUUGUAGAGCACGCCUGCAGCAUCACCUCCCUGAUGCUCGGUGAAACUCUUCCCUCCAUCACAAAGGACAUGGACACCUACACUUACCGCCUCCCCAUAGGAGUGUGCGCUGGCAUUGCCCCUUUCAACUUCCCUGCCAUGAUCCCUCUAUGGAUGUUCCCCAUGGGCAUGGUGUGCGGUAACACCUACCUGCUGAAGCCUUCGGAGCGGGUGCCAACCUGUACCAUGCUUCUGGCCAAGAUGCUGCAGGAUGCUGGCGCUCCAGACGGGACACUCAACAUCAUCCACGGCCAACAUAAUGCUGUUAACUUCAUCUGUGAACAUCCUGCUAUCAGAGCCAUUAGCUUUGUUGGCUCCAAUCAAGCUGGGGAGUAUAUUUACGAGAAGGGAUCUAAAAAUGGCAAGAGGGUCCAGUCCAACAUGGGAGCCAAGAACCAUGGUGUGGUGAUGCCUGAUGCAAACAAGGAGAACACUCUGAACCAGCUUGUGGGUGCAGCAUUCGGGGCAGCAGGACAGCGCUGCAUGGCUCUGUCCACGGCCAUCCUUGUGGGCGAGGCCCGGAGCUGGCUACCGGAGCUGGUGGAUCGUGCCAAGGCCCUGCGAGUGAACGCAGGAGACCAGCCUGGAGCAGACGUGGGGCCCCUGAUUUCUCCGCAGGCUAAAGAGAGAGUAUGCAGUCUGAUCCAGAGUGGAGUGGAUGAGGGAGCUAAGAUGCUCCUGGACGGCAGAAACGUCAACGUCAAAGGUUAUGAGAACGGCAACUUUGUGGGUCCAACUAUCAUUGGCAAUGUCACACCUCAGAUGAAGUGCUACACCGAGGAGAUUUUUGGGCCUGUAUUGGUCGUUCUCGAGGCAGACACUCUGGAUGAUGCCAUCAGUAUGGUCAACAAGAACGUCUAUGGCAACGGAACAGCUAUCUUCACCACAAAUGGUGCCACUGCACGCAAAUACACUCAUGAGGUGGACGUGGGCCAGAUCGGAGUCAAUGUUCCCAUCCCGGUUCCUCUACCCAUGUUCUCCUUCACUGGAUCAAGAGGAUCCUUCAGAGGGGACAUGAACUUCUAUGGAAAACAAGGUAUCCAGUUCUACACACAAAUAAAAACGGUAACCUCACAGUGGAAAGCCGAAGACGCCACUUUGAAAACUCCUGCAGUCACCAUGCCAACUAUGGGACGCUAAAUACUCCAUCCAAGUGCUACUGGUCAGUCCAAAUAACCAGAUGACCUAGACACCUUCCAUCCACAAAAUAUAACAAUGCUCAAUGUGAAUAAUUUAAUACAUUUUAAGUAACACUUUUACUUUGAAGGACUUUGUUCUAGAUUUGAUACUUUGAAAUAAAACCACUGUGAGCAAGAUUUAA